This is a messenger RNA of Elaeis guineensis (African oil palm), 4284 nucleotides long. RefSeq names its product probable inactive ATP-dependent zinc metalloprotease FTSHI 5, chloroplastic. The record is from RefSeq and is a predicted model, not a curated record. Gene Ontology annotation, cellular component: chloroplast thylakoid membrane. NCBI's taxonomy places the organism in Eukaryota, Viridiplantae, Streptophyta, Magnoliopsida, Arecales, Arecaceae. Gene Ontology annotation, molecular function: metalloendopeptidase activity; ATP-dependent peptidase activity; ATP hydrolysis activity. Gene Ontology annotation, biological process: proteolysis.
UUGAUCAUCUACAUGUCCUUUUCUCUUCCCAUUUCACCACAGUCCGGGGGCUCGGAGGCAUCGGUCUUGAACGUUUUCAAACCCUAUCUAAACCCCUCUUUCUCCCUCUCCCUCUGUGCUUCCUGAACCAGGGGAAAAUGCUACCAUCUUGGAAGCUUUUAUGAAUCCAAAAGCCUAAUCUUUCUUCACCUUCUCUCACAUGGAAUCCACCAUUCUCUCCUCCCUCCUCCCCUCCACCCUCUCCUUUCCCCUCCGCCGUUGCCAACCCCGCCGCCACCGCUGGCGGCCCACCGCGUCUUCCAGACCUCCCAAUCUAUGUCUCCCGCCGAUAAAUCUCUCCGUUUCCACUUCCCCCACGCUCCCCAAUCCUCAGUCCUUCGAAAAAUCCCCAAAUUUCCCCAAAAAUGGGACGAAUUUUCUUGAUCUUGCGCGAAAACCGAUCGCGUUGGUCUUGUUCUGCGCGGCGGUUGGUUUCCUCCCGAUGCCCGCGGCUCGAUUCCAUGCCAUUGCUGCCCCUGUCGGGGUGGCGUCGAGGGAGGAAGUUAAAACCCAAAAAGGUGAGAGCUCUAAGGAUCACGAGUUCUCGGAUUACACUCAGAGGUUGCUCGCGGUUGUUUCAGUCCUUCUGCAAAGGAUCGAGGAGGUGAGGUCCUCGAAAGGAGAUAUGGAUGGGGUUCGAGAAGCGUUGAAGGAGGUGAAGGAGAAAAGGGAGGAGAUUCAGGAGGAGGUUCUGGAGAAACUGAAUUCCGAGCUGAGGGAGUUGAAGAGGGAGAAGGAGGAGCUGAUUGAUCGGUCUGGGGAAGUCUUGGACUCGGCUUUGGCGGCAAGGAAGGAGCGCGACUGGCUAUUGGAGAGUGAGGGAGGGGGUGAUGAGGUGAAGGAGAAUGUGGAGAGGUUGGAGAAUAAUAUGAGUGUUGCAGAGAAGGCGUACAAUGAGCUGUGGGAGAAGAUUGGGGAAAUUGAUGAUAGGAUCUUGAGGAGGGAGACAUUGACAUACAGUAUAGCUAUCAGGGAGCUUUCAUUCAUAGAGAGGGAGAGUGAGCUCUUAGUGGAGAGAUUUAGCCGGCGGGUGAGACGGGACAAUCUUGACAGUAAGUUGAAGAGCUUCACUACUAGGCUUUCUAGACAUGAUAUCCAGAAAGAUCUAGAAACUGCCUGUAAUGAAUAUUGGGAGCAGAUAUUAUUGCCAAAAGUAUUGGAAGCCGAAAAUUCUGAAAUUUAUCCAGAUGCUAGUACUCAAAGUUUUGCUGUUAAUAUAAGGCGAGCUCUUAAAGAGUCCCGGCAGAUGCAAAGGAAGCUUGAGACUCAGUUAGGACGAAAGCUGAAAAAAUUUGGGGAUGAAAAGCGUUUUCUUGUGAGAACAUCAGAAGAAGAGGUGCUGAAGGGUUUCCCAGAUAUCGAGUUGAAGUGGAUGUUUGGCCCAAAAGAAGUCGUGAUUCCUAAAGCUGUGAGCCUUCACUUGUUUCAUGGAUGGAAGAAGUGGCGUGAGGAAGCAAAAGCCAACUUGAAAAGAGAUAUACUGGAGAACAUCGACUAUGGUAGGCAGUACAUGGCUCAAAGACAGGAGCGUAUCAUUCUGGAUCGGGAGAGAGUUAUGACUAAAACGUGGUACAAUGAUGAAAGGAAUAGAUGGGAAAUGGAUCCAGUGGCUGUACCUUAUGCCAUCUCCAAGAAAUUAGUUGGAGGUGCUCGUAUUAGGCAUGACUGGGCUGCUAUGUAUCUUACAAUUAAAGGUGAUGAUAAGGAAUAUUUUGUUGAUAUCAAGGAAUUUGACCUGCUUUUUGAAGACUUUGGGGGAUUUGAUGCUCUUUAUGUUAAAAUGCUAGUAUCUGGCAUUCCAACUGCUGUUCAUUUGAUGUGGAUUCCUUUCUCUGAGUUAGAUAUCCGUCAGCAGCUUCUCUUGAUAACAAGGACAACAUCUCGGUGUUUAGUUGGAUUAUGGAAGUCAGAUGUUGUAUCCUAUGUUAAAGAUUGGGUUCUCUCCAAGACAAAAAUUACGAUCGAUGAUUUAAUGGUCAUGAUAGUUUUUCCAAUGGUGGAGCUUAUUAUUCCAAAGCCGAUAAGAAUGAGCUUAGGAAUGGCAUGGCCUGAAGAAGUGUAUCAAGCUGUUGGCACAACAUGGUACUUGAAAUGGCAGUCUGAGGCAGAAAUGAAUCACAAUGCCAGGAAGAAAGACAGCUUUCGGUGGUACCUUGGGUUUUUAAUGAGAAGCACCAUAUUUGGGUUUGUUUUGUUUAAUGUGCUAGUGUUUUUGAAGCGAAAGAUUCCAAGGCUUCUAGGUUAUGGACCUUUGCGUAGAGAUCCAAACUUGCGCAAGUUACGGAGAGUGAAAGCUUAUUUCAAAUAUAAGUUAUAUAGAAGGCUUCGAAGGAAAAAGGAGGGAGUUGAUCCGAUAAGGUCUGCAUUUGAUCAAAUGAAGAGGGUAAAGAAUCCACCAAUACGAUUGGAUGAUUUUUCUAGCAUUGACUCUAUGAGGGAGGAAAUCAAUGACAUAGUGACAUGUUUACAAAAUCCUACUGCUUUUCAAGAAAAGGGAGCUCGUGCACCCAGGGGAGUUCUUAUUGUUGGUGAGAGAGGAACAGGGAAGACGUCCCUUGCAUUGGCGAUAGCUGCAGAAGCCAAAGUUCCUCUUGUUGAGGUCAAAGCUCGUCAGCUUGAAGCAGGACUAUGGGUUGGUCAAAGUGCGUCAAAUGUCAGAGAGUUGUUCCAGACAGCAAGGGAUCUGGCACCGGUAAUUAUUUUCGUUGAAGAUUUUGAUCUCUUUGCUGGUGUUCGUGGCCAAUUUAUUCACACUAAAAAGCAAGACCAUGAGGCAUUCAUUAAUCAACUUCUUGUGGAACUUGAUGGGUUUGAAAAACAAGAUGGAGUUGUUUUAAUGGCGACCACUAGAAAUCUUAAACAAAUCGAUGAGGCCUUGCAAAGACCCGGUCGCAUGGAUAGGGUAUUGCAUCUUCAACGGCCAACUCAGCUGGAAAGGGAAAAAAUAUUGCGCCUAGCAGCAAAAGAAACAAUGGAUGAUGAACUAAUUGAUUUUGUAGAUUGGAAAAAGGUUGCUGAGAAGACGGCUUUGCUGAGGCCUAUAGAAUUGAAACUUGUUCCUUUGGCACUGGAAGCUAGUGCUUUUCGGAGCAAGUUUCUUGACACUGAUGAGCUAAUGUGCUAUUGCAGCUGGUUUGCGACUUUGGGUAAUACUAUUCCUAAAUGGUUGAGACGAACCAAACCUAUUAAGAGGAUAAGCAAAAGUCUGGUUAAUCAUCUUGGAUUGACACUAACAAGGGAAGAUAUACGAUCAGUCGUUGAUCUAAUGGAACCUUAUGGUCAGAUAAGCAAUGGGAUUGAACUUUUGAGCCCCCCGCUUGAUUGGACAAGGGAGACAAAAUUUCCACAUGCGGUCUGGGCUGCUGGUCGUGCCCUCAUUGCGCUUCUUCUGCCAAAUUUUGAUGUUGUUGAUAACAUAUGGCUGGAGCCAGCUGCUUGGGAGGGAAUUGGAUGUACAAAGAUUACAAAGGCAAAAAACAAAGGCUCUGCAAAUGGAAAUUUGGAAUCAAGAUCAUACCUUGAAAAGAAGCUCGUCUUUUGCUUUGGUUCAUAUAUUGCAUCUCAAAUGCUUCUUCCUUUUGGGGAGGAAAACUUCUUGUCCUCAUCCGAGCUCAAGCAAGCACAAGAGAUAGCUACUCGGAUGGUGAUUCAAUAUGGAUGGGGUCCUGAUGACAGUCCUGCCAUUUACAUUAGUAGCAAAGCAGUUGGGACUUUGAGUAUGGGUAACAACCAUGAGUUUGAGAUGGCAGCUAAAGUUGAGAAGAUGUACAACUUGGCAUAUGACAAGGCUAGGGAUAUGCUUCAAAAAAAUCGCCAAGUGCUUGAGAAAAUUGUGGAGCAGUUGCUCAAGUUUGAAAAUCUGACGCAAAAGGAGUUGUUAAAUAUUCUUGAGGACUAUGGAGGAACUCUGGAGCAAGAACCAUUCUUUCUAUCAAAACAUUAUUAUAAGGAGCUUACAUCUGGCACCUCCCUGUAUGGUGAUGGGAAUUCACAAGUAUUGGACCUAUUAGGUGCCUCAACAUAAGGCAUGAUGGCCAAGGUUUUGUAGACUAGCUCAAAUACAGCUCACAUGUUUUGUAUCAGUUCUCACCGAGCGCAGAUGUAUAGUUAUUGAGGAAUUGAUUUCUAUUGUUUGUUGAUAUUUUCACCUAAUAUUCUCAUUACAAAUAUUGGAUUAUGUAUGAUGUACUUCUUUUGAAUUUCUUGCACAGUGAAAAGAAAAGUAAAGCUCAAUAGUUUGCCUUC